Symphalangus syndactylus (siamang) is the source of this 3093-nucleotide messenger RNA. It is a transcript of the gene DNAJA2, whose product is annotated as DnaJ heat shock protein family (Hsp40) member A2. Lineage: Eukaryota; Metazoa; Chordata; Mammalia; Primates; Hylobatidae. Gene Ontology annotation, biological process: response to heat; protein folding. Gene Ontology annotation, molecular function: ATP binding; Hsp70 protein binding. The record is from RefSeq and is a predicted model, not a curated record.
CGACGUCACGGCGCACCGUGCGCUGGGUCAAAGUUCAGCCCCGCCCCCGCUUCCCCCUCGCUGUCUCCCUCGGCCUGUGCCGCCGCCGACGCCGCUUGCGGGCCCUACUCCGCUCCGUCUGCUCCGCUACCUUCUCCCCGAGCACUGCCCGGCCGGCCGCCAUGGCUAACGUGGCUGACACGAAGCUGUACGACAUCCUGGGCGUCCCGCCCGGCGCCAGCGAGAACGAGCUGAAGAAGGCAUACAGAAAGUUAGCCAAGGAAUAUCAUCCUGAUAAGAAUCCAAAUGCAGGAGACAAAUUUAAAGAAAUAAGUUUUGCAUAUGAAGUACUAUCAAAUCCUGAGAAGCGUGAGUUAUAUGACAGAUACGGAGAGCAAGGUCUUCGGGAAGGCAGCGGCGGAGGUGGUGGCAUGGAUGAUAUUUUCUCUCACAUUUUUGGUGGGGGAUUGUUCGGCUUCAUGGGCAAUCAGAGUAGAAGUCGAAAUGGCAGAAGAAGAGGAGAGGACAUGAUGCAUCCACUCAAAGUGUCUUUAGAAGAUCUGUAUAAUGGCAAGACAACCAAACUACAGCUUAGCAAGAAUGUACUCUGUAGUGCAUGCAGUGGCCAAGGCGGAAAGUCUGGAGCUGUCCAGAAGUGUAGUGCUUGUCGAGGUCGAGGUGUUCGCAUCAUGAUCAGACAGCUGGCUCCAGGGAUGGUACAACAGAUGCAGUCUGUGUGCUCUGAUUGUAAUGGAGAAGGAGAGGUAAUUAAUGAAAAAGACCGCUGUAAAAAAUGUGAAGGGAAGAAGGUGAUUAAAGAAGUCAAGAUUCUUGAAGUCCACGUAGACAAAGGCAUGAAACAUGGACAGAGAAUUACAUUCACUGGGGAAGCAGACCAGGCCCCAGGAGUGGAACCCGGAGACAUUGUUCUUUUGCUACAGGAGAAAGAACAUGAGGUAUUUCAGAGAGAUGGGAAUGAUUUGCACAUGACAUAUAAAAUAGGACUUGUUGAAGCUCUAUGUGGAUUUCAGUUCACAUUUAAGCACCUUGAUGGACGUCAGAUUGUGGUGAAAUACCCCCCUGGCAAAGUAAUUGAACCAGGAUGUGUUCGUGUAGUUCGAGGUGAAGGGAUGCCGCAGUAUCGUAAUCCCUUUGAAAAAGGUGAUCUUUACAUAAAGUUUGAUGUGCAGUUUCCUGAAAACAACUGGAUCAACCCAGACAAGCUUUCUGAACUAGAAGAUCUUCUGCCAUCUAGACCAGAAGUUCCUAACAUAAUUGGAGAAACAGAGGAGGUAGAGCUUCAGGAAUUUGAUAGCACUCGAGGCUCAGGAGGUGGUCAGAGGCGUGAAGCCUAUAAUGAUAGCUCUGAUGAAGAAAGCAGCAGCCAUCAUGGACCUGGAGUGCAGUGUGCCCAUCAGUAAACUCUGCAAACAAAUUGCACAGGUGGAUUUUCUUUCCACAUUUGCCUGAUUUGUUCUCAGCAAUCCAGCUGGAGUGUCUUAUCAAUCCAGAUGAACUGAGGGACAUCUGUUGGUCUAUGUAUAACUUUUAAAAUUGGUAUAGUAUCUACAGAGUGUAUAAUUUAAACUAACCACAAAGCUUUACAUCUUCAUUUUGACUGUUCCAUAGCAGAAUAAAGCACUUGAAAGGAAACAAGACUCCCUUUCACACAUGGAUUAUUAUAAGUUUCAAUCCUGGUAUCUGUGCUUGAUUUUUAUCAGUUUUGUGUAGAUUUUUAUGUUUCAUAUUUUAAAUUUAAAUCCCACAUUGUAAAGUUUGUACAAUUUGUCCUGAAGCUUUGUGUUUGGCUGCACCUGCAUAAGCUGCUACAAAUAGAAUAAAGAAUUUCAUAGCCUGUAUCUAUCAUUUAGAUGCAUGGAAAAAAAUGGGCUUUGCACACAAUGGGUUUGGAGCUGACUGGGAACAAUGGAAAAAAUUACAUUAGCUGUGGUUGUAAAGUUUUUUUGUUUUUGGGUUUUUUUUGUUUUGUUUUGUUUUCUUUUUUCUUUUUUUUUUUUUUUUUUUACCAUCUUGUGAAAGGUUUCUGAAACUCGAUAAUAAAAAGAGGUUGGUGUAAAUUAUUCUUUUGUGUCACAUUUUUAGAAGGAAAAACAUAAAGAAUGUAUCCUUAGUGCUGGUUCUUAAACAGCCCAUAAAAACCCAUUGGCCUGAAGCUUGUAUCUCAGGCCUGUGCCCAUCUUAUAGUCUUGGAAGACAAAAGGCUGGUAGAGACAGUCUUCAGUGGCUUCAGUGAUGCUCUGUAGAGGCCAGGGUGUUCUUGAGUGCUGUAACUCCCAAGCACUGGGCUAGCCUGACUUCUGUAUCUCCCUACCACCACCCCCUUAAAAAAGUAAGGUAACAGCAAAUCUAUAGUAAAACCAUGUCUGCAUAGAACGUGUUCAAAUCCUCUGUUUUCAUUAAAUGUAAAAGUAAAAGACGCUCUGUCUCCAUUAAGUUGAAUAUUUGGAAUUGGAGAAGCCAUUGAUUAUUAUUUUGAGUUUCUAUAAUGUUUUAUAGAAAAGUAAGAUGCUUAUUCAGAUUUUAAGAAUGAAGGCAACUGAAAUAUGCAUUGUUGUAGUUAUUUAUAUUUCAAACUUAAGAAAAUAAGCAAAAAAAAAAGGCUGGUUUGAGAAAAAUCAGGUAAAACCGAUGAAAAGGAUGUUGUGUUUCUCUUUCUAUCAUCUGGUUUUUACCAUUUCACUCUCAGUAGGUAUUUUUAGAACACACUUAUUUGAGAGAAGAGACAUCAGAUGCACAAUUUUACAUUUAUAAAGGAACAAAUGGGGAAAACUGAAAACUAAAAAUCUUAAAUAUAUUAAAUGCCAUCCCUGAGCCUAAAUCUAGUAUUUGUAGUUUAUUUCUAGGUCUACUAGAACCUGAAAACCUGAAUGAAAAAAGGUGUGCUGACACUAAUCAAGUCCUGUGAGGUUUAAAUUAUUGACCUAUCCACUCUACCUCCAUUGUACAAAAAAUAUUUUACAAGAAGCCUGGGCAAGAUUCAACAGCAUAAUAGUUUUGUAUCCAAGGUUACUUCCCCACAACCACUUUAAACAUAAGAAAUGCGGUGGCAAUAUAAAGUUUGUAGCCUUUCCAAUAAAGGUUUAUAAAACAGUU